Messenger RNA from Eremothecium sinecaudum, 1539 nucleotides. It is a transcript of the gene CHK1, whose product is annotated as serine/threonine protein kinase CHK1. Gene Ontology annotation, biological process: protein phosphorylation; mitotic G2 DNA damage checkpoint signaling. NCBI's taxonomy places the organism in Eukaryota, Fungi, Ascomycota, Saccharomycetes, Saccharomycetales, Saccharomycetaceae. Bases 1 to 1539 code for a protein of 512 amino acids. Gene Ontology annotation, cellular component: cytoplasm; site of double-strand break; nucleus. The record is from RefSeq and is a predicted model, not a curated record. The transcript has a single exon. Gene Ontology annotation, molecular function: protein kinase activity; ATP binding.
AUGAACUUUUCUCAGUUUGCACCAAUUCCUCAGAUCAAAUCCCUUGACUUAGGUGAGACAAUCGGCCAAGGAACAUUCGGAUUUGUGAAAUCUGCUGCUUUGAAAGGCGAUGACAAGGUUAUAAUAGCUGUUAAAUUCGUUCAUAUUGCUACCUCUAGAGCCAAUGGAAUGACUGACGAUGAUAUUACUAGAGAGGCGGUGAUUCAUUCCAAGUGUUCGAAGAAUAGGAAUGUUCUACGGGUAAUUGACUGUGAUAUUUCGAAAGAUUAUCUAUGGAUUGCUAUGGAAAUGGCGGAUGGCGGCGAUUUGUUUGAUAAGAUUGAGCCUGAUGUUGGUGUUGAUGCGGAUGUUGCUCAGUUCUACUAUCAACAACUUGUCCGGGCUGUGGAGUACUUGCAUGUUGAGUGUGGAGUAGCUCAUCGCGAUAUCAAGCCCGAGAAUAUACUCCUAGACCGGGAAGGCAAUUUGAAGGUAGCAGAUUUUGGAUUGGCUUCUCAGUUUAGGCGGAAGGAUGGAACUAAGCGGGUAAGCAGGGAUAAGAGAGGGAGUCCGCCAUAUAUGGCCCCGGAGAUUAUAUAUUCUGACGGUUAUUAUGCGGACGAUACAGACAUAUGGUCAAUAGGUGUGCUUCUAUUUGUGCUUUUGACCGGAGAGACACCGUGGAGCUUGCCAAGCGAGGAGGACGAUUACUUUAGGCAGUUCUUGAUGGAUGGGGGGAAUUCAAAUAAUGGGCCUUGGGCCAAGAUAAAUUUAGUUGAAUUGAACCUGCUGCGCAAGAUUCUGCAGCCGAAUCCAAGGAAAAGGGCAAAGCUAGAUCAAUUGAGACAACAUCCAUGGUUUAAGAAUCGUGUUGCAUUUGCAAAUGAAGAUGGGGUAUGCACUGACCCUGAAUUGCUUGCGAAGAAGCUCCUUUGUAACAUGAAGGUUUCUCUGUCUGACGACGAUUACAUUUCUUCUACUCAAGAGCCGUUAUAUAACGAGCCAGUUCAGAAAUUCAUGGCGACACAACCGGUAGCGAAUGAGCUGGCUUAUUUGCAGCAUGAUUCGCUUCAUAAUGGAGGGCAUGCGUUUUCUCAGAAGAGUUUUACUCAGAAUACUGCGGCUAAAGAUGUCAGUUUAAACAGUAAAUAUCUCGGUCUUGCUAUGUUGCAGUUCCAAGACUCUUCAUUACACUUACCCACUCUGAAUUUUAAUCCUAAUAAGUUGACGAAGUUCUUUUCCAUGGAAGAUAUCUCUAUCAUCCUGCCGUUGCUAGAGUCAGCCCUUCACCAAUCAGGUGUUCCAGUAAAGCCUGAUUUGUACAAAACCUUCACGGACCUGCGCCAAGUAUUGGGAGACGAUAACGUUUACCCUCUAAGCAUUGAUAUCAAGGCUCGAGACAGAAAGGGCUGGACAUUGUCGGGUACUAUUUGUAUUAUUGAAACGGCGGAGAAGAUGAAAGUAAUUAGCUUUGGAAGAAGGAAUGGAGACCCGCUAGAAUGGCGUAGACUGUUUAAGAGAAUUACUAUAAUUUGCAGGGCUAUAGUUUAUACCCAGUGA